This is a messenger RNA of Stylonychia lemnae, 3687 nucleotides long. Lineage: Eukaryota; Ciliophora; Spirotrichea; Sporadotrichida; Oxytrichidae. The record is from the annotation of a GenBank genome assembly.
AUGAUGAUAAACAAUACUAUGAAAGAGACAAGUAGUAAUUAGAAGUCUUCAAGCAGUAAUAACUUCUAAACUAAUUCAAUGCAAAAUCUGCUAAAGUCUCACAGUGGUAAUCGAAGUAAGAUCUUGCUUUACCAAAAAGGCAAUAUGGGCUCGUUUAGAUAGCAUCAGGAGUCUUCAGCUGUUAGUUCAGUUUCUAAUACAGCUUAUGGCACUUUGUAUCACGAUUAGUUCAAUAAUAGGCUUCAGUCUCAGUAUUUUAAUCACUAAAAUCAUUAGAAUAAAGACUAGAGUGCUUAUUAAAAUGGCAAUGCUAAUCUUCGAACUCCUUAAAAGCAAGGCUAAAGAAGCAAGAAUCAGCUUGGCAACUACAAAAGAAUAUAAGAAUUAGCUAAAGAAAAGCUGAAUUCCUCGAACGAUUAACAAUAAAAUAGCCACUAUAAUGGCUUAAGAGGAGAUUCUGAACUACAAUAAAGGAAAUCAUACAAAAUUCUAAAUAAGCCAACUACUGCCUAGAUAGGGAUUAGGAAACUAGAGCAUGGAAUGAGUGAUUUUCAAGUUGGCGAGAAGGUAAUUCAAAACACUUAGUAUGCUAGCAACAAUAAUGUAAACAGAUAGAGUCUACAAAGGCUAAAUGAUAUUAAAGAAGAAGCAACUAAUGCAAGGCCCAAGACUAUGGGAGGCAGAUUGGCUGGGCUUCCAUCCAGGCAGAAUUAUCAAUCAUCUUAAGAUAACAAAACAACUAUGGCUUCUGAUGGAUUUAUAGAUCCAAGACUAGACAUAAGGCAAAAGAAAUAAAGGAUUCAAAGUACUUUCUACGAAACUCUCAGACAAGGACAGCAAAUGAAUGUAAACAGUAUUAAUAAGCUAGAUCAAUCAGCUAUAACCUUUUCAAGUAAAAAGAAAUCUAACAACUUGAAUCCAGACCUGCAAAAUACUCUCAGCUAAUUUCACCAAGGAUAAAAUGCUAACAACACUAUGCAAAGCGACCUGAAUACAUAUAAUAUUCAGCUUAAUUAAGCCAGAAUGGCAUCUGGCUUGUCAUUGAAAUAAAAUAACUUGAAGUAUCAUUUAAUGAGAUAACUACUACAAAAGAAAAAUUUAGAUGAAAUAACCUAGCUUCAAUUGAAGAUGGCGGAAUAGUAUUAGAUAACUUAGGAAGAAAGUCCAAGUAAGCCCAUUCAAUUGCCAGGCAUGAAAAGAGAUGUAUCUCCUAUCUCUAAAGGAAGACAUAAGAGCAUUAGCUCUAGUUCUUCUUCUUCCUCUCAAUCAGAGGAUGUGGAACCCUUUGUAGAUUAGUCUUAAUCUAGCCAUGUGACUCCAGCAUUGAUCACAUAGCAAACCAACAAUUAGCCUUUAUCUCAGACACCUUUGCCCUAGAAUUAAAUUAACUCUCACUAUCAUCAUGGCUCUUAAGUUAUUAGCAAUGGGUAGCUUUUAAAUUAGCUUCCAACUCAUUCUCAUAGUGCUUUGGGAUAAAUAGGUAUUCAUGGAAAUGAUUCCUCUACUGGAAAUAUGGUUCUGAAUAGUUCCUUCAACAUCAAUAUAAUUAAGAAUAACUUAUCUAAAAAGACCAGCAUGAUAUCGCAUUAUGAUAGGACAAGUACUUAAUUGAGAGGGAUCAAUGAUUAGAGUAUAAUGUAAUAAUAUCCUGACAAAUCCCCUCAAUAAUAGGAUUUAUUAAGCAAGAAAAAAAGGACAAAGAGUGAAUUCAUGAAGUAGGCCCAAGCUAAUGAUCUUUCUUUGAAUGUCAGAUAGUAUAACUACUGUGGUGUGCCUGAUUUCUAUCUCAUUGAUCAAAAGAAUAUUCCUGUACAUUAAAGGAAAAAAAGACUUGAAACCUCAAAAAAAAUAUAAAUUAACAAAGGAUGUGGAGUAUUUAAUCAUAGAAACAGAAAAGCUGAUGCACUGAUAGGCAUUGCACAUCCCAAUAAAACUUAACUCAAUCAAUUUUCAAAUCAGUCCUUUGAAGAUGUGAGAAUGAACGAAUAUGAAUACCUAAGUGCAUCUAAUAAUUCAUAACUUGAUAACUAUCACAGACCUUAAUAUAAUUUUGGACUUCAUAAAUCUUUUGAAAAUAGAUACAAAAAUCAAAUUUAGAUGAUGACAGAGAAUUAAAGUGAAGAUCCUAAUUUUGGAUAUGGCUCACUUGAGAACAAAAAGGCUUAAUUAAACGUAGAAUUCAACCAUAAAAUGCAAGAGGAAAUGAAUGUUGAAAGACUCAUGUUAAAGGAUGAGUAAGAGAGAGUUGUCCUAAAAUAAAAGAAGACUGAGUUAAUUAAGGAGGAAAUCAGAAAAUCUAAGAUGGAUUGUCUUCCAAAUAAACUGUAAAAGACUUAUGAUAAACUGUAGAAUAUGUAUCCUUAGUUCGGCUAUGAUACUGCAGAUCCACAACAAAUGCAAUUUAUAGAAGAAGAUCAGAAGAUCUACAAAAUUUUAAAGGAAGAGGCUUGGCAAAGAUAAGUUGAAUUUCGUAAUCUCUAAUAUGCUGAGCCUAUUGGUAAGAAGAAUUAUAGAUUUGGUUUGUACAGUGCCAGCACAUCGACCCAUAAAUUUAAAAAGGGGAGAAUGCUUAAUGAUUUUCUUGGAACCAAGCAGUCUAGGCCAAAUACUAACUAGAUCAAUGAUAGAAGAGGAGAAAUGACACAUUUUUAAAAUGAGCCCAUGUUUAUUAAGUAGCUGAGGUCUCCGAAUGAUUAAGAUUAAAAGUAAUAGAAUCCAGAAGAUAUAUUCGAGCUGUGGGGUACUAUUAAUGCUAAUUUUUCUCAUAUUUUGAACCCUUAAAAAUUUGGAGAUUUCUUAACUGUCAACAAAAAGGAGGAAUUAUUGGUUAAAACAAUGAUAUUUGAAAGGUAUCCUGUCCUAAGAGAGAAUAAUGUUUCGAUUAAGGUAGCUAAGUUAAUUCCUCCUAUAAGUAAGGCAAAACAACUUAUGAUCAGUCAAACAGAAAGCGAAGAAGAUUAGGAUCUCUUAAUUCCUGAAUUUAAUGCAUUGCUUUAUGGAAGUAACUGUCCACUGUCCAAGUGUUGUAAACUAUCUCUCUGCAUUAAUCUGAACUUGGAAUGUGGAACUUCAAAAAUAAUGUGUAUGGAGAGACUAUGUCAGUUUAAUCCUCAAUAGCAAUUCUUGAUUCCUUCAGAGAUCUUAGUUUAGUUUUAUGACGAGAAGUUAAUAGACAAAAAUGUAGAGAUAUAGAUGAGAAGAGAUUUGGUUGUCUCAGGAAAAUCAAAUAAGAAGGAUGAGUUGAUAAAAUAAAAAGAAAUGAUAACUUAGGAAUUAAAAAGAAAUGUAGUUGCUGGUUCAUUCAAAUUUAAAUCACUGAGAAAUGUAGUAUCUCGAGGCGGCAGACCCUCUGCUUCUAGGCCAAAGCCUAAUCCGAAUAAACCUGACUUCCUUGAUGAUUAGACCACCGAAAAUGAUUACGAGCUUAUUGAUCUUUAGAGUGACAUAAAUCAAGAUAGUCUUACAAUUGAUAGAGACGAUGUUCAUCAUUAAAAAAUAAAGAAAAAUAAGACUUAAGCAGUUGCUAGGAAUAACCAAACUGGUGGUACAGAGGAAUAGUAUGAAGAUAGUAUGUUUAGAGGUGAGGAAAAAAAUGCUUAAGUUUUAAGCCCUGGAGAUGAUGAGGAUGGUGAGAUUGAAUAUAUCGAUGUAAGCUAUCCCAUCAUGCAUUCAAAUGAGGAUGUCUGA